This is a messenger RNA of Cloeon dipterum, 1819 nucleotides long. It is a transcript of the gene Atg6, whose product is annotated as Beclin-1-like Atg6. The transcript has 9 exons. Gene Ontology annotation, biological process: autophagy; cellular response to nitrogen starvation; late endosome to vacuole transport. Gene Ontology annotation, cellular component: phosphatidylinositol 3-kinase complex, class III, type II; phagophore assembly site; phosphatidylinositol 3-kinase complex, class III, type I. The record is from RefSeq and is a predicted model, not a curated record. Lineage: Eukaryota; Metazoa; Arthropoda; Insecta; Ephemeroptera; Baetidae. The coding region runs from base 204 to 1487 and encodes 427 amino acids.
ACACUGUUUUCUUUGCCCUAGCUCCCAGCUCAACAUCUCAUAAUAAGCUCAAACAGUUGAACAGUCAGAGGCAAACAAUAAUACUAUUUUAAAGUUAAAGAAGUUCUACUGCUUGAUUCAAUAGUCUGUGAUAGUUCUGCGUGCAUUGCCUGAUUGUUACGUGAUGUCUCCAAGGAUCUUUUAAAGCAAGACGCACAACGAAAAUGGUAGAAAACAAGGUGCACGUUAAUUUUGCCUGCCAGAGGUGCUUGCAGCCUCUGAAACUAGACUCGACUUUCGACGCUCUCGCUGAUCAAACCCUCGCUGACCUUGCAGUUCCAUUGUGCCAAAGCCCAGGGAUCGAUUUAGAGGCGCAAGCUGCUGGCUUUGAUAGAUUCAUUCCUCCGUUUCGUUUGGCAGACUCGACAGCAACUGGUACCAAUGGGUUUAUGCUUGUUGGAGGAGAUGGAGAAUAUGAAGGAUUCAGCCACCACUAUAAAGUAAAUGCUGCUCUCUUUGACGCUCUCUCUAAUAAUUCUGAAAUCGACCAUCCCCUCUGUGAAGAAUGCACUGACACAAUUCUUGAACUGUUGAAACGCCAGGUUCUGCAAACAGAAGACGAGCAAAGAGACUACAAGGAUUACUUGGAAAGACUGUUGUCAGAGCAUUAUGAUGAAUCCACGGAAGAAUUGGAAGCUGAGCUCCAGCAGCUGCAAUUGGAAGAGCUUACCCUUAUUCAAGACCUCGAGAACUUAAAAUCACUAGAACUCGAGGCAAAGUUAUCAGUGAAGCAAAAACAGCUUGCCAAAGAGCAGUUGGAAAAGGAGGAAGCCAAAUACUGGAGGGAAUACACUAAGCAUAGGCGUGAAUUACUCAUCACUGAAGACGAAGAGAAAUCCCUGAGGUGUCAGCUAGCAUACACACGGUCUCAGCUGGAGAAGUUGAAGAAAACUAAUGUCUUCAACGCCACUUUCCACAUUUGGCACAGUGGCCACUUUGGCACCAUCAACAAUUUCAGAUUGGGUAGACUUCCAAGUGCGCCGGUUGAUUGGAGUGAAAUCAAUGCAGCCUGGGGUCAAACUGCUCUCUUGCUUGCUUCACUGGCUAGAAAAAUCAACCUCACUUUUGCGAGAUACCGAUUAGUUCCAUACGGGAAUCACUCUUAUAUUGAAGUUUUAGCAGAAAACAAGGAACUUCCUCUGUACGGGUCAGGAGGAUUUCGUUUCCUCUGGGAUAACAAGUUUGAUGCUGCUAUGGUCGCGUUUUUAGACUUGAUGCAGCAGUUUAAGGAAGAAGUCGAGAGGGGAGAAUCCGGAUUCUGUUUGCCAUACGGAGUGGAAAAAGGAAAAGUUGAAGAUACCACGUCUGGAAACUCCUAUUCAAUCAAGAUUCAAUUCAACUCUGAGGAACAGUGGACAAAGGCGCUGAAGUUUGUAUUAACCAAUCUGAAAUGGGGCUUAGCUUGGGUAUCUGCCCAGUUCAGCAAAGAAGACGAGGAGGCUUUGUGAAUUAACCAAGUCAGAGCAAAGAGGAAACCACCAGGACUAAGGACAUCUUCUCUCUUCAUGUACUUUUUGGCUUCUUCUAUGCUCAUCUCAAUGACUUCAAUCAGCUCACCUUCGUCCAGGUUUCCUCCACCUGUGGAGAUAGAACAAAACUUUACUCCACUGAAAUUGGAGGUCUGUGCUUCAAACCUUUUGAAGUUCUCAUCUCGUCAGUGACCUCAACAUAAUAAACGGUCUGCUUAUCACCAGAUACUCCAACACCAGACCUACUUUUGAUAAAUUUUGUUAGAUUCAAGUCAGUCAUAAUAAAAGUAAUAUCUGCUUUGUAACAAUGA